AUGCCAGCUAACGUCAUUACGCGCCCUACCCACAAACACCUCCCGGAAGUUAUGGUUCCCCCAAGGAGCCGUCGAGAGCCGCCCAAGGAGAUCACGGUGAGUCACGUGGAGGGCUUCUUGAACCACCGUGACAAGAAUAGGAAGACACUCAUAGCUCGACUCACCAAUCUCGCCCUUAUCCCUUGUCUAGGCACUCCAGACGUAAGCUUAAGUAAGAAAGGAGACGGAACAAAGGGGAAAGGGUCCGCAAAAGAACCCAGUAACCGCGAGAAUCUUGAAGGUCCAAGCACCCUCGAAUUUACGGACCAUGAGUCCGAAAGGCUUCAGUAUCUGGAGGCAGAGCUUGCCAAGGCCAAGGCCCUACAUAAGGACUUGUAUUACGAAACGCACAUAGGCCUAAAUGACAGGGAAGUAACGAAAAAGUGCAGAGAAAUCCGCAAGAGACGGGAGCAACUUGAUAAUGAGAUCUCGGAGAUGUACCGAAAUAGAAAUGUUCGCCGGAACUUCAGAUGGGGUGCUAACCAUCCUGAAGGAGUGACCAAUUGA
Messenger RNA from Daldinia caldariorum, 546 nucleotides. RefSeq lists its product as uncharacterized. The coding region runs from base 1 to 546 and encodes 181 amino acids. NCBI's taxonomy places the organism in Eukaryota, Fungi, Ascomycota, Sordariomycetes, Xylariales, Hypoxylaceae. The transcript has a single exon. The record is from RefSeq and is a predicted model, not a curated record.